Patella vulgata (common limpet) is the source of this 1883-nucleotide messenger RNA. Its product is annotated as stimulated by retinoic acid gene 6 protein-like. The record is from RefSeq and is a predicted model, not a curated record. The coding region runs from base 261 to 1883 and encodes 540 amino acids. Gene Ontology annotation, biological process: vitamin A import into cell. Gene Ontology annotation, cellular component: plasma membrane. Gene Ontology annotation, molecular function: signaling receptor activity; retinol transmembrane transporter activity. Lineage: Eukaryota; Metazoa; Mollusca; Gastropoda; Patellidae. The transcript has 17 exons.
CGUAGGUCUUUUUUGUAGCUUCAAAUAUGUCUAAAUUGUACCACGACAAAGAAGGCAUAAAGGCUGGAUGAAGCGAGACUAAAUUCGUGGAAAAAUAAGUAACUGUUGCUUUUGUUGUUGGACAGCGAAUUCGUGAGGUAUUAUUUUAUUGCCAUUCGGAUGUUUCUAACUUUCUUGAGGUGGCUGAAUAAACUGAUGGUUUAAAGAUAAGGUUUAAGAAGAUUUAAAGAUAUUUGCGAGAAAAUUAAUGAUUUACAAUUAUGGCUGAUUUAUCUGUUAUUUUAGAUUUUUGUAGACUCAUCAUUUCGUUGUUGCUGAUUGUUUUAUUUGCCUGUCUGGAGAAGAGGAAAUCGGUGAGACCAGAUUUAUUGUAUGGAAGACCAUCUGUGCCAAUACCUGUGAGAUUUUUAGAUGGAUACAAGGAUAGAAAGAUGUACUGUGCAGCUAGUUGUAGUUUAGGAUAUCUAGCAAUGGAUUUGCUGACACUAACAGGGCGAGUUGAUGCUAUACCAGCUGUUAAAGCCUUCGUACUAUUAUUUGGAAUGUUUUUUGUUGCUGCGGUGUAUGCUCCGCUCCUGUUGUCGAUCACAACUCGUCAUACAUUGAUUGGAUCAAUUGUGGGACUGUGCUAUACACUUGGAAGUUUUGGUGUACACAUGAUGGAGGCGAUUGAAAAUGAUUUUGGAUAUUCCCCGGCUUUUAUAUUAUUCUAUUUCUUACCAGCAUUCGUAUGUGACGUGCUGCUAUUCCUGCUGUUUAUAAAACGAUUAUAUACAAAUAUCAAAACUAAACAAUUCACUACUAAGUUUACAGAUGUUGUCAGUACACAUCAAGUGAGAUAUGUUGAGUUUUUGUUUAAGAAUUACAAGAUAGAUUAUGGUACAUCUUUUGGACGACUUCAUUGGUUAAUAUAUAAAUGUCGUCCAGAUUUUAAGUAUCCUAUAAAUAUUGUAUUUGCUAGUACUAUAGCUACUACCAUUGUUUAUCUGGUAUUUCUAUGGUUCAUAUAUCUGCCGAGUUACUUUCAAGAAUUAAUCAGACGAUAUAUAGAUAUAGUACAGUCUUCAAAUCAUACAUUUAGAGCUGUGGAACUCCAGUUCUCAAGUUUAUUUUUAGAUGAUAAUCCUUUAUUCCUUAUAUUCAAAUAUGAUUGGUAUGUUGCUUCAGUAAUUGGUUUGUUGGUGGCCUCGUUUCAUAUCUAUAUGCUUUUGUUAAGAUACAGGAAGAAUAUAUUAAAGUUAUAUAAAGGUGAAAACAGUCAACUCAUCAAUGAAUUUAGGAAAUCUUCACCAAUAGAAGUUGUGGCAUGGAGUUUGAAGUUUAAAGGUUAUUUGAUAGCCUAUACUUUAUGGGGCUACCUUAUCUGUACUGUCGUUGUCUGGUUAAUAUUGUCUAUAAUAAUAGGAGGAUGCUAUGUUCUAAAUGAAAUAGAUCUAUUAGCUGAUGCUAUUGAAACAGUAGCACAAUAUCUCAUCUUACCAGUGAUAACAUGGGUGUUAUUUUUACUACAGAAAUUGUUAACAAGGUUUUUCUUUCUUCAACCCAAGAUAAAUCCAGAUGAUCAAUACAGACCGUUAAAUAUAGAUAAUAGGCGAUGUUUUGAAUUUCUGGGUUAUUAUUGGAUUUUCAACAAUUUGAUUGUUGGUUUCAUUUCAUCCAUCCUGAGAAUAAUCAAAAGUUUCUCUAUUUCUUUGUUUAUGAUUGGCUGUUUAGAGAGACCAUUAUUGUUACGAGGUUUUGAACAGUAUGAUAGAGGGUUUUUCUCCUAUGUUAGUAUGCUGUAUCUGGAUGUGGCCCACAAUCAUCCCAUAUUACGUGUAUUUAUCAGUCAUAUCUGGGGUCCGAAAAUAGAAGAGAAACAAACAGGUACUAUUAACCCUUAA